AUGGGAGUUGAAGAGAAACCCGAAACACAGGUUGAGGGUGAGCAGAUACUCGUAGAGGUUGACUCAUCAGAUGGGGGUAUAAAUACCCCCAGUAGCGAGGAAAGCCAUGGAGACGAUUCAACUUCUACAGAACCAACAAUAGACAAUUGCGAACAGAAUAGCAGUACUUUGAAUAGCAGUACUUCAACUACAACAAUGCCUCUGGAAACAGAAGAAAUCGUUUCAAAGGAUGCCGUACAAAUUGCCGCUACUUUGGAAAUCAACGAUGGAGAGAAUCCAGCAUCCAACACUUCAGCAGCUCUUGAGGACGACCGAGUCACAACAACAGUCUCGAAUGUGGUAUCUGAGCAGGAUAUUCCGCAGACUGACAACGACGAGAAUGAAACCAAGAUCAAUCCCAAGGACUCAAAAGCGCUUCGCAUCAACAGUGAUGGUGAACCGGACGGGAAAGCUGAAGGAGUCGACAAUGUGGUAGACAGUGAGCAAGAGGAAAAAGGCCAAGCUCAACCAUCUGAAAAGGUGGACGAAGCAGAUACAACAAAUCUCGAUAGCCAAAAGGCUAAAAGUGACGAAGAAGUCCAAAGCGACAAAGAAACGAAAGGUGAUGAUGACACGAAAGGUGAUGAAGACAACAAAAGUUCCCGUGACGCCACAAGUGAGGAAGACGUCAAACCUGCAGAAGAGGAAAACAAAUCAAUUGAUGAUGAGUCAAAGGCUUGUGAGGAGUCCGAGGAUAAGGAAGAUCAACAAGAUAAACCCUCUGAUGAGACCGCCGAGGAACAAGAAGACAAAGCUUCGGAUGCUGGUACGGAGAAGGAAUCAGAUGAAACUGUAGAGGAAAACAAAGACGAUGCUUCAGACGCUGGCACCGAGAAGACCUCGGAAGAAGAGCACAACGAUGCAGCAUCUGAAAAAUCCGAUGAAUCCGUACCAGACCCACCACCGCCGACGCCUGAUGACAUUUUGAAGGAAAUUGAUGCAAUGGUUGGUCUCGUGAACUUUAAAGCACAUUGCCAUAGCUUGAAAGCGAUGGUAGAGACAGCUAAUCGUCAGGAAAUUGAUCUCAAGAAACACAACUUCAACACAGCCUUUUACGGAAAUCCAGGAACAGGUCAGAGCUCAUUCUUCUAUGAUAUCCCCAUUGCUAUUAGGAGAAAAACAACCGCUUCUCGAUUAUAUGCUAAACUUCUCACGGCACUAAAGGUGGUUCGUGAUAGCGUUAGAUCUAUGAGAGCCAUGGAGGUUGUCCGUGUCGAAGGUAUUACUGGUACUUCCAGUCUUCUCAAAAGACUAGAGGAAAAUGGUGGAGGUGUUGUCUUCAUUGACGAUGCUGACCAGAUGGCCGAACGUGAGAAUCAUGUUCAAAACUUACUUGGCGAAAUUGAGAAUUAUCAAGGCAAAAUUGUUUUUCUCUUCGCUGGGUACAACGAUGAGAUGGAAAAACUUCUUGGAUUCAAUCCAAGUGCCCGAGACCGAAUCCCAAAUGCCAUAAAGUUCAAGGAUUAUGAGAAUGACGAAUUGCUCAAAAUGUUUGGAGACCUGGUUCGAUCACGUUUUGGGGAUAAGAUGGUGAUUGAAGGGAUGCAUGAUGGACUCUAUACAAACAUUCUGAUUAAUAGGUUGGCGGGUAGCAGAGGUACUGAUGGCUUUGGCAAUGGCAGCGCUGUUAAGUCGGCUCUUGCUAAAGUUCUUGAGCGUCAAGCCGAUCGAAUUCGAGAGGCAAGGCUCAAUAACGAAGAGCCAGAUGACUUUUUCUUGACUAAAGAGGAUUUGAUCGGCCCACCUCCAAAAGACGCUCUCGCUACCAGCAAAGCUUGGGCAGAACUCUGUGAGAUGGUUGGAAUUGAAGAAAUUAUCUCGGCCAUAAGAUCACUCGCAUAUCAAGCAGGGUUGAACUAUCAACGAGAACUCCAAAAACAGCCGCCAAUGCAAGUCAGCCUCAACCGUCUCUUCCUAGGCCCUCCUGGAACUGGAAAAACCACUGUUGGAAAGCUUUACGCUCAAGUUCUUGCCGACCUUGGAUUACUUUCUAGCUCAGAGAUAAUGGUCCGCAACCCAAGUGAUUUGAUUGGCAAGUGGAUUGGUUGGUCUGAAGAUGCUACCAAGUCCGUACUCAACGCCGCCAAGGGUAAAGUUCUUAUUAUCGAUGAAGCACAUAUGCUUUAUCCAGGAGGCAAGCAAUGUAACAAAACCGACAUAUUCCGCAUCGCAGUCAUCGACACUUUAGUCUCGCAAAUCCAAAACACACCAGGGGAAGAUAGAUGUGUUAUUCUCAUGGGCUACACCGAACAAAUGCUUACCAUGUUCGCAAACUCCAAUCCAGGACUCGCACGUCGCUUUCCAAUGGAAGAUGCUUUCAACUUCUACAACUUCAGCGUCCCCCAACUAGGCGCCAUCCUCGACCAAAAAGUCCACAAACAAGACCUCAUCAUGACGCCCACCGCCCGCGAAAUCGCCAUCCACAUGCUCACCCUUUCCCGCGACCGACCCAACUUCGGCAACGGCGGCGAAGUCGAAAACCUCCUCACCCGCGCCAAACUCUCAUCCCAAAAACGCACCGUCACAUCCUUCACAUCCACCUACACAACCACAACCCUCGAACCCCAAGACUUCGACAAAAACUACCACCGCAUCCUCACCCGCGGCGCCUCCCCCGCGCACCUCUUCGCCAACACCAUAGGCCAAGAAGCAAUCGCCGCGCAAUUCGAGUCCUACGCGCAGAUCGUCUCGGGCAUGCGUCUCCAUAACAUCGAUCCACGUCCGCACAUCCCAUUCACAUAUAUCUUCUCCGGGCCGCCAGGCACAGGGAAAACUACCACCGCGCGCAAAAUCGGGCAGAUCUUCUACGACAUGGGAUUCCUAGCCGCGCCCGACGUGCUGGAAUGUUCCGUCUCCGACCUCGUCGCCGAGUAUCAGGGUCAGACGGGGCCGAAGGUUAUCGAUCUCCUGGAGUCCGCGCUAGGUAAGGUUUUGUUCGUGGAUGAAGCAUACAGACUCGCUGCCCGCGGUGCUUUUACCGAGGAAGCGGUCAGCGAACUCGUGGAUUGCGUUACGAAACCUAGGUACGCCGGGAAGAUCGUUAUUAUCCUCGCGGGCUACGCGGAGGAUAUGCGUGCGCUAUUACGCGUUAAUAGAGGGUUAGCGAGUCGCUUCGCGACGGAGAUUAGUUUUGAGGUUAUGCCGCCGGGUCAGUGUUUGAGCUUGUUACGGCAGAGGGUUGGGGAGCUGGGAGUGAGGAUUGGGGAGAUGGAUGGGAGGGAGAAGGGGGUUGUGAGGGGGUUGUUUAGGGAGUUGGCGGGGACGCCGAGUUGGGCUAAUGGGAGGGAUAUUGAGACGUUGGGGAAGAUUGUGGUUGGGUUUGCGUUUAAGAGGGAGGCUGAGAGGGGAGCGGCUGGGGAUUUGGUGGUCGGGUGGGAGGAGUUGGUGGGGAUUAUGCGGGAGAUGCUUAGGGAGAGGGAGAGGAGGGGGUGA
Messenger RNA from Glarea lozoyensis ATCC 20868, 3471 nucleotides. Its product is annotated as P-loop containing nucleoside triphosphate hydrolase. The coding region runs from base 1 to 3471 and encodes 1156 amino acids. NCBI's taxonomy places the organism in Eukaryota, Fungi, Ascomycota, Leotiomycetes, Helotiales, Helotiaceae. The record is from RefSeq and is a predicted model, not a curated record. Gene Ontology annotation, molecular function: ATP binding; ATP hydrolysis activity. The transcript is spliced from 4 exons.